AUGCAAACUGAGUCGGUUGAACGCGAAACGCAAGACCUUGGUGGUGAAAUUACAUAUAGAUUUGGCAUUAUUCCCGCAUUUGUGGCAAAUUUAUCGAAAGAUGCGGUUGAGAAAUUGAAAAAUGAUCCUAGAGUUGUUUCUGUUGAACCAAAUACUGAAGUUCAUGCAUUUUAG
This is a messenger RNA of Ambispora leptoticha, 174 nucleotides long. Lineage: Eukaryota; Fungi; Glomeromycota; Glomeromycetes; Archaeosporales; Ambisporaceae. The record is from the annotation of a GenBank genome assembly.